Aphanomyces astaci is the source of this 1562-nucleotide messenger RNA. Its product is annotated as dihydroorotate dehydrogenase (fumarate), variant. The record is from RefSeq and is a predicted model, not a curated record. Gene Ontology annotation, biological process: pyrimidine ribonucleotide biosynthetic process; 'de novo' pyrimidine nucleobase biosynthetic process. Gene Ontology annotation, cellular component: cytoplasm; mitochondrial inner membrane. Bases 34 to 1245 code for a protein of 403 amino acids. Gene Ontology annotation, molecular function: dihydroorotate dehydrogenase activity. NCBI's taxonomy places the organism in Eukaryota, Oomycota, Saprolegniomycetes, Saprolegniales, Verrucalvaceae. The transcript has 5 exons.
CGCCGACAGAAGAUAUCGCAGCCAACAAUCACCAUGCAUCGCGUGCUGAACGUCGUCGCUCGCCCCGCCGCUCGAUCCGCACUGGCUAUGCAUGGAACGAGUCGUCGCUGCAUGAGCUCCAUUCCCACAGGGUCGUCUUCACCGGUUGGUCCGAUCCUUUUGGGUGCGACGGCGCUUGGCUUGUACACGUUCCGCCAGUCGUUCCUCACGACGUUUAUGGAUCCGGUACUCAUGCCUCUGCUUCGGUUGCUGGGCCCAGAGACGUCGCAUGUACUUGCCGUCCAGGCUGCCAAAUACGGAUGGAGCGUCAAGGACACGGUUCCCGACGACCCGUCGUUGCAUGUGUCCUUGCUGGGUCUUUCGUUUGACAACCCGAUCGGCAUCGCUGCCGGCUUCGACAAGCAUGCCGAUGCCAUGCAGGGAUUGCUGGACAUGGGUUUUGGGUUUGUCGAGAUCGGCAGCGUCACGCCGCUCCCUCAGGAUGGCAACCCGAAGCCCCGCGUGUUCCGCCUCGUGGAAGAUCGAGGAGUGAUCAAUCGAUAUGGGUUCAACAGCCAAGGCCACGCCAAAGUAAGGGAACGUCUCGAGAAGUACAAGUACUGGACGUUGUCCACCACGACCUCGAAACAGUAUCGCAGGGGGCCGCUGGGGGUGAAUUUGGGCAAAAACAAAUCGUCCGACAGCCCGAUUGAAGACUACGUGCGCGGCGUGGAAACGUUAGGACCGUUUGGCGAUUACUUGGUCAUUAACAUCUCGUCGCCCAACACUCCCGGUCUCCGCUCCCUUCAGGGCAAGAAGGAACUGCAUGCGCUGGUGUCUGCGGUGCUGGACGCGCGCAACAAGCUGUGGAAGCGGCUUCCAUUAUUGGUCAAAAUCGCACCGGACUUGACGUCCGACGACAUGCGAGACAUUGCCGAAGUGGCAUUGGCUCUGCAAAUCGACGGGCUGAUUGUGUCUAACACUACCAUCUCCCGCCCAGAAUCGUUGCUCAGCCCCCAUGCGGCCGAGACGGGAGGAUUGAGUGGCGCGCCGGUGAAAGAGCUGUCCACAACAGUGCUGCACUCCAUGUACAAGCUCACGGAGGGCAAGAUUCCACUGAUUGGAGUGGGGGGAGUGGCCACAGGCCAAGACGCGUACGAUAAGAUCCGGGCGGGUGCGAGUUUGGUGCAGUUGUACUCUAGCUUGGUGUUCAACGGACCGUUGGCAGUGGUUGGUUCAUUCGAGUGUGGAUACCCAGCACAGUAGUUGUUCACAUUAUGUCGACGUAGGCACGCAUCAAGCAUGAAUUGACGGCAUGUAUCAAGCAAGAUGGGUAUACUUCUGUGGCGGAAGCCGUGGGAGCCGCCCAUAACGACCCUUCUUCCAAGAACCCUCAGCCAUGACGGCAGAUACCACCCUAAGUGGCUUGGAGCAUCUGUUUAGAGCAAGCAUCUCUCUCAUCCGUGCUUGCGUGUCCAGUAAAGUUGGCACCAUAACUUAGUGUUGCUGGGUUGUGUUGAGCAGCCAAUCAUAGCACUUUCGAUAGCAAGUCUUAUAAGCCAAUUACAGUCCCUUGCAGUCGA